Molecule: messenger RNA, 1967 nt
Organism: Pseudocercospora fijiensis CIRAD86
Lineage: Eukaryota; Fungi; Ascomycota; Dothideomycetes; Mycosphaerellales; Mycosphaerellaceae
Exons: 2
Coding region: 51-1820 (589 amino acids)
Biological process (GO): iron ion transport; intracellular manganese ion homeostasis
Cellular component (GO): membrane
Molecular function (GO): cadmium ion transmembrane transporter activity; manganese ion transmembrane transporter activity
Source: RefSeq, a predicted model, not a curated record
CGCACCCGCACCCUCACUCCAGGACAAAGAGCCAGGCUCCAUUGAGCACAAUGAAUUGCCCGUCACGAACAGACCCCGAACUCCCAGAUGGCUGGAACCAGAACCCGAAUCCACUGGCCGCUGACACCACCACACGAAGCGAUUUAGGCAAGCUGGCCAGCGCCCGCGUGCAGCACGACCACAAGCUCAAAUCCCAAGAGGGAGCCGGCGUCGAAUUGAGAGCAGUGGGUGGACCCAGCGAAAUCGAAGAGGAAGGAAAGUCAGUUCGCGCUCGCGAUGGGGUAUCGUCCUCCAUCGCCUAUCCUGGGUUUGGAGAGCAAAUGCUGGAAGACACGAUUGGCGCACGACGCCGUGAUUCUCGCACUCCAAACCCUCAGCUGCCACGCUGGCAGCAACCUCUCGACAGAGCCCGCCGUGGUAUCUGGCGAUACAUGAAGUUCAUCGGUCCGGGCUUCAUGAUUGCAGUGGCAUACAUCGAUCCUGGAAACUAUGCAACCGAUGCUGCAGCUGGAGCGACUUACCGCUUCAAGUUGCUUUUCAUGGUCCUCCUCUCGAACAUUUUCGCUAUUUUUCUGCAGUCUUUGUGCAUCAGGAUGAGCACAGUCACCGGUCUCGACCUGGCUGAAAUGAACAAGGAGCAUUGUCCACGCUGGUUGAACUACCUUCUUUACUUCUUCGGAGAAGCAGCUGUUAUUGCUACAGACAUUGCUGAAGUGAUUGGCUUCGCAAUCGCCCUCAACUUGCUUGCACCUAAGCUCCCAGUCGUAGCAGGAUGUGCUAUUUCCAUCCUGGACGUCAUGUUCAUCCUGCUCUUCUACCAACCAGAAGGCUCAAUGCGCGCCUUGCGAGCCUUCGAAUGCUUUGUCAUGUUUCUGGUGCUCGGAGUCGUAAUAUGCUUCUGCUAUCAAUUGUCGUUGGUCAAAGGCGCUACUCCGGGCGAAGUGUUCAAGGGAUACCUGCCGUCUAGUGCAAUUGUUCAAGGACAGGGUCUGUACCAAGCCUGUGGCAUUCUCGGGGCGACAGUCAUGCCACAUUCACUCUACCUAGGAAGCGGCUUGGUGCAACCUCGAUUGAAAGACUUCGACAAGAAGCACGACACCUACAGGACAUCUCUCAUCGUCGAACAGCAUGCCGAUGGACCAGCUGCGCAAAAGUACCGCCCAUCCAUGGCAGCUAUCAAGGGCUGCAUGAAGUACUCCAUCAUCGAGCUUGCCAUCUCGCUCUUCACCUUCGCGCUGUUCGUGAACAGUGCCAUUCUGAUUGUCUGUGGUGCGUCGCUCUACUCUGUGGAUGGUGCCCAGAACGCAGAUCUCUUCGGAAUUUACAAUCUCCUGAAUCAGCAGAUCGGUCACGCUGCUGCGACCGUGUUCGCUGUUGCGCUCCUGCUUUCAGGCUGCUCGGCAGGUAUUGUCUGCACCAUGGCAGGGCAAAUGAUUAGCGAAGGCCAACUCAACUGGAAGCUCAAGCCUUGGGUUACGCGACUGUUGACCCGCUCCAUAUCGAUUGUGCCGGCCAUCCUCGUUGCAGGCACGAUCGGGAAGAAAGGUCUCUCGGAAGCUCUGGUUGGAUCACAAGUGGCAUUGAGUGUCAUCCUGCCGUUUGUGACCGCGCCGCUCAUCUACUACACUUGCCGCAAUAAGUACAUGUGGGUGUAUAGUGAUGUGGUGGAGCGCAAUGCAGAUGAAGAGGAACGAGCGCAGCCCAGAAUCGUUCACAUGAAGAACCAUUGGCUGGUCAUGGUUCUGGCAAUCAUUAUCUGGUUGAUCAUUGUUAUUAUGAACGUGGCCAACAUCGUGCUAACGGGCUUGGGAGUCAACUAAGGAUGUACCAAUGAUGACGGCGCUCCAAAGGCGCGGUAUACUCAUUUCUACUCGCUCAAAUGUAGCUAUCAGACUGGAAAGCGCUUCGCCUGCUCCAUCGGCAGGCAUUCUGUUCAGACAAACAAAAUGGAAAGCUCCAAUAACCCG